AUGAAUAUACAAUCCGCGAACGACAGCUUGGCGGAUUCCAUGGAACAUAUACUCGAUUGUAAACUUCUUUUGGAGGAUGAUAUUAGUAUCGACGUGGCCAAAUCAUCGGGGCCAAAAUCAGAAUACGAGGUUACAAGCGAAGAAGAACUAACUGAGGCAAUACAGGCUUAUCGCGUUAGACUUAGAGAGAACAUCUCGCAUUACUUUCCACAGAAUCUUAAUAUUGAGACACUAGUUAACUACUAUCUCCACCCGAUCCACAAGGAUCUAAUGUCACUGGACUUCACAUCAGAAACACGAACUACAACACUGGCCGAAAUAAAAAGGGAAAUAACAAAUAGAUAUGUUGCUAUAUUUGAGGCAGAAUCUAUUCUGGAGAAAUACUUGACAGACAAGACGACAGUUGUGACGGAACAAUCAACAGAAUAUGGUGAGUCUAUGGAAUCAUGUACGCCUAAUAAGCCUACAGGUGAAGGAAACAAACGAAAAGCCGAUCAAAUCCAAAGCAGUGUAUUGUAA
Molecule: messenger RNA, 519 nt
Organism: Sphaeroforma arctica JP610
Lineage: Eukaryota; Ichthyosporea; Ichthyophonida
Exons: 1
Coding region: 1-519 (172 amino acids)
Source: RefSeq, a predicted model, not a curated record